Molecule: messenger RNA, 3705 nt
Organism: Ruditapes philippinarum (Manila clam)
Lineage: Eukaryota; Metazoa; Mollusca; Bivalvia; Venerida; Veneridae
Exons: 1
Coding region: 1-3705 (1234 amino acids)
Biological process (GO): proteolysis; DNA integration
Molecular function (GO): nucleic acid binding; aspartic-type endopeptidase activity
Source: RefSeq, a predicted model, not a curated record
AUGAACAAUUUACCAGCAUUUCCAAGUUUUGAUCUUGAAACGGAUAAAUCCAAUGCAGGCACGCGUUGGGAGAAAUGGAUUGGGCGCCUCGAAAAUUUAUUUGUGGGGAUGAAAAUAUCAAACGCUGACCAGAGAAGAGCAUUAUUACUACAUUACGCCGGAGAAAAAGUGUACGACAUCUAUGACGUAGAGAAAAAGGACAGCGCAGCGACUUACGACGCAACAAAAAAGGUACUUAGCGACUAUUUUGCUCCCAGAAAGAACGUUCAAAUUGAAAUUUACAACUUUAGAUCAUACAAGCAAUUAGAAGCACAAACGAUUGAUGAAUAUGUGACUGAGUUAAGAACUUUGGCAAAGAACUGUGCAUUCGCAGACAUUGACAAUGAAAUUUUACAACAAGUGAUACAACAUGGCCGCUCAAAUCAACUCAGAAGAAGAGCGUUACGUGAACCAGAUAAAAAACUCGAUGACAUUAUUACAAUGGGACGUAUGUUUGAACAAUCAGAUAUGCAAGCAUCCGCAAUGGAAAAUUCAGAAAAUUCUAGAUCUGUACACAAGGUUUCAAAGUUCAAUAGUAGAACACGAGGACGAGCGCCGAUGCCUCAUGGCCGUGGGAACAGUAGAGGGUCGUAUGCAAAUUUUGGAGGUCGUGGGAAAUAUGGUCCGAAGAACCAAUCGAAUCAACGAAGUAGACCACGUGAUGGUGCGUCAGCCAAUACUUGCAGAAAAUGUGGUUAUGAAUUCCCGCACAGAGAUAAGCCGUGCCCAGCCACAGGUAAAACCUGCAAUGUAUGCAAGAAACCUAAUCAUUUCGCGCGCUGCUGUUUAGCGCCGAAAUAUCAGCAUGUCAAAGAGGUCAGCGAUAACGCCAGCAGUUCGCUACAAAUCGAUUCGGAAGAGGAGUACCUCUAUAACAUCACAGUGAAAAAUGUCGGUAAACAAAAAGGAUCAAAAACGCCCAAAACACGGAUAAAAGUCAACGAUAAAACGAUUACGGCUACAAUAGACACAGGAUCAAGUGUGAAUAUACUAGAUGAAACCACGUAUGAUUACUUAGGAAAACCUAAAAUAAAAACAAAAGGGCUGCCAAAUUUACUUCCAUACGGAGGGGGAAGUGCAUUAAAAGUAAAGGGCUGUGUGAAUUUAAUGGUCGAAAAGAACAGAAAAUACACAGUAACACCAUUUUAUAUUGUGAAAGGAAACUAUGGAGCUCUAUUAGGGUGUGAAACAUCAUGUGAAUUAGAAAUAAUAAAAAUAAACCAAGGGAUAACGGCCAAUAUGGAAGAUAAAUAUCAAGGAAUUUAUGACGGUAUUGGGAAGUUAAAAGGACAAAAAGUCAAAUUACACAUAAACCGUGAUGUAAAACCUGUAGCGCAGAGAAAUCGACGUACGCCAUUUCAUUUAAGAAAGAAAGUUCAAAAGGAAAUUGAAAAGCUACUUGAAAAUGACAUCAUAGAAGAAGUUAAAAAUGAAUCAACACCAUGGGUGUCACCGAUUGUCACCCCACCGAAGAAAAAUGGAGAUGUAAGAUUAUGCAUAGACAUGAGAGAGGCAAACAAAGCUAUUGAAAGAGAACGGCAUCCAAUGCCAACAAUAGAUGAACUUAUACACGACAUGAACGGUGCAAAAGUGUUCAGCAAACUAGAUUUAAAAGCUGGAUAUAAUCAGCUGGAAUUAGAUAAAGUAUCGAGAUCAAUCACUACAUUCUCUACACACAUGGGCUUAUACAGAUAUAAACGUUUGAAUUUCGGUACUAACUCUGCAAGUGAAGUGUUUCAGAAAACAAUCAGUUCCAUCAUUCAAGACAUAGCUGGUGCCAAGAAUAUUUCGGAUGAUAUAAUAGUGUAUGGAAACAGUCAAAAAGAUCACGACAAGGCACUUGAUCAAGUUCUUCAUGCAUUGCAUCGUAACGGGCUGACAUUAAAUAGAGAAAAAUGUGAAUUUAACAAGCUUGAAAUCACAUUCUUUGGAGUUGUAUUCAGAGGAGACGGCAUUUCACCAGAUCCAGUGAAGGUUCGAGCAGUGAGAGACAUGCAACAGCCCACAAACGUAUCUGAAUUGAGGAGUUUUCUCGGAAUGACAUCGUAUUGCUCGAGAUUUAUAAAGGAUUAUGCAACAAUUACGGAACCAUUGAGGCGUUUAACAAAAAAGGACACACCCUGGUCAUGGGAAAAUGAUCAGCAAGUCGCGUUCGAGAAACUGAAAAGAGAAUUAAGUAGUGAUACGGUUAUCACAUACUUUAGUCCAUUAAAAGAAAUUGAGCUAAUAGUAGAUGCUUCACCAGUCGGUAUAUCUGGGAUACUCACACAGGAAGGAAAAAUUAUCGCGUACGCGUCUCGUGCACUGACACAGACAGAAUCACGUUACUCACAAACAGAAAGAGAGGCUCUGGCAGUAGUAUGGUCGUGUGAGCACUAUUCGAUGUACUUAAGAGGUGCUCCAACUUUCACGUGCUUCACAGAUCACAUGCCACUGACGAAAAUAUGGCAGAAGAAACAGCCACCACUACGAAUUGAACGAUGGGGAUUACGUCUACAACCAUUUAAUGUAAAAAUUGAAUACAGGCCUGGAAAGGAUAACCCGUCUGAUUACAUGUCUCGUCAUCCGUUGAAAUGUGACGAGCAGAGAAAUAUAGCCGAGGAAUAUGUAGCAUUCGUUUCCGCACAGGCAGUGCCGAAUGCAAUGACACUAGAUGAAGUAAAAUUAGAAUCAGUCAAAGAUAAAACUAUACAGAAAGCGAUUGAAUACGCAAAGAAUGGAAAAUGGCAUGAAAUGAAAACAGUGACAGAUUUUAAAAUCGUCAUGGAAGAGCUGGUGGUACUCAGAAGCGUAAAAGAUGAAUUGACGGUUCACAAUGACACGGUCUUAUUAAGAAAUGACAAAUUAGUGAUACCGAAAACACUCCGAAAUCGUGCGAUAAAACUGGGACAUGAAGGGCACCAGGGAAUUGUUAAAGCUAAAAGCUAUAUACGAUCAAAGGUAUGGUUUCCGAACAUGAAUGCAGAAAUUGAAACAGCAAUACAAAAAUGUCUAGCCUGUCAAGCCAACUCAAGGGAACCAAGACCGCGAGAACCACUGAAAAUGUCAGAUUUGCCAUCUGGACCUUGGAAAAAUAUAAGUGCAGAUUUUUGUGGACCUCUAGAAAACGGUGAUUACCUAUUGGUUGCAGUAGAUGAGUACUCGCGAUAUCCAAUAGUGGAAAUAGUAAAGAGUGUUUCAGCAAAUAUGGUCAUACCGGUUAUGGACAAAAUAAUUUCAAUGUUUGGUGUCCCCAAAGUGAUUAAAACAGAUAAUGGAUCGCCAUUUAAUAGUACGGCAUUUGCGGACUUUGCAAAAUUUUACGGUUUUAUACACAGAAAAAUCACGCCUAGGUGGCCAAGGGCUAAUGCUCAGGCAGAAGCAUUCAACAAACCGUUGAUGCAGAGUGUUAAAUCGGCAUUCAUGGAGAGAAGGAAUUUCAAACAAAAACUGUUCAGAUUUCUCCGCCAGUACGGAGCUACACCGCACUUGUCAACUGGGUUUACGCCAUUUCGGUUAAUGUUCGGAAGGGAACCGGUAACGCGUAUGCCAGACUUUAAUCAACACCAAAAUGAGGACACGCGUGCAGACGAGACAGCACGAAGAAAUGAUGAGUUAUCAAAUUCGAAAUCAAAACAAUACGAGGACCAGCGAAUGAACGCACGAGAACGAAACAUUAACGUCUGA